Trypanosoma cruzi is the source of this 1662-nucleotide messenger RNA. RefSeq lists its product as uncharacterized. The record is from RefSeq and is a predicted model, not a curated record. Bases 1 to 1662 code for a protein of 553 amino acids. Lineage: Eukaryota; Euglenozoa; Kinetoplastea; Trypanosomatida; Trypanosomatidae. The transcript has a single exon.
AUGAAAAGGUUUCGGAUUUUAAAAUUGGUGGGUUAUGGGAGAAACCUCAUAUUACGCCCUGAAGCUACCAAGGAUCCUUAUCGAUAUCCAUUAGGGUACGUGCCGCUUGAUGGAUCUGAACCGCUGGAUAGCAUUUGGGCGUUGGUGAAAAAUGGUUUUUUUGUGGCUCCUUUAAAUAAAAUUGAGACUAUUCACAGAGCCCAUUUGGGGAUUAGGUAUUUAACACAAUCAGAAUAUCCUGCAAUUUCCGCAACCGACUUAGUGGGUUUACAGUUGAGAUUAAAGGAAUUAUGUAGUCGUUUGCUGAUUCGUCGGGACUUUUGGGUUUUAGAAGACUUUAAUGAUCCCGAACUGAACACGAGUUUUGGUAUUCAAAACGUGUUUUUUGAUAAUUUUAAAUGGUCUCAGGUUUUAUGGAAGAGGUUUCAGGUUUUUGUCGAAGAGUACUUCCCUGUAAUGGACCAUACCCAUCUAACGUACGAUGAAUACAUUCAAUUGUUGAGGAGCUUUUCGCAUUUUGAGCAAGGGGCUACAUUGGCUCCACUCUUGCCAAGACGGCACAAGGUUCACCCACCAUUUGGAGUUUCCGCACCUUCCAAACUCGAUAUGGAACCUCUCUUAUUGUAUAUGCAAUGGCUAAGAAAUUUUAGGGGUCCUUUAAUGUUAAACAAAGCACUUAUUGUCUGGAGUGGUUGUGGUUCUGCUGCUUUUGCAACUAGGUAUUGUGGAGUUCCUAUUGUUCGAGGUGUUGAUCCAAAUCCAAGAGCUGUUUCCUCUAGUCGAAAGGAUGCCCAACUUAUGGGCAAGCAGUUUGAUUCAAUAAGUUUUCGAGUAAGUGAAAUGCUUCCUGAUACCAAUUUUUAUGAGGAAUCCUCAAAGUUACGCAAGUGUGAUUUGAUAUUUUUUUAUCCUGAUCAAGGAUCUCUUAAUUCUUUCUUUGCAGAAGCAGACAAUGGGUACGCGCCCGGGAUGAACGGAUUUGCAGGUCAAUUGGAGCAAUUUUUUGAUGAGGCAGAUAAGCAUCUUGCAGAGUCUGGCGUAAUAGCUAUUUGUUGCACGAAUCUUUAUUCUAUUUUGAAGCCUCAUGAACCAAAUCCUAUAGAAUAUGAAAUUAAAGUAAACAGAAGAUGGAUUCUUUUGGACUACUAUGAUUUGCCUAUUAGAAGCAAGGGUAUUUUUUCCCAUAUCCCAUCAGAACAUCGUUUUAGGUUUCCCAGAGAAUUGAAAAAAAAUUUUCGAAGUGAACUUUGGAUUUUACACAAAGUGGAGUCUCUAAGCCACUUUGCGUAUAUUCAUCAGAUACCAGGAGCACAACCACCAUCUUCCGUAGCCUCCUAUUGGCGAAACAAAGGCAUAAAUAAGUUAAGACGAGCCGCUAUGAAAAAUCAGGUGGAACUAAUGGGAGGUGAUUGGGGCGAUUACAAGAACCGCAUGAUGCAGAUGCUUCAAGAGCAGAGUGGAGAUGAUGAAGAUGAUGUGGCUCAGGCAGUUCGAAUGGCGCUUGAUCCGACAUACCCUUUAGAACUUGCAGAGAGAGCCCGUGUCGCUGUGGAGAAGAACAAGGAAAUUGAAAGAGCCUUUCAUGCUGAGGUUGCCAAUCGCUUUAUUGAAGUUUCACCUCGUGCCUGUUUUGAUGCGAAAUCUGCAAAAUUGAAACCCUGA